AUGUCAUCCGCCCGCGCCCUGCAUCUGUAUACCCUACUAUCCGACUAUAAAAUACAGUUGCCACCGCUGAAACGAAAAUCGGGUAAAAAGGAGAGCUUCGAUCAUUUGGAUGUCUGCUUUACGCGCAGCAAUCGCGGCAACAAUUUGCUGACCAUCAAUGGGAAGCCCUUCACCCUGAACCGGCGCAUCAAGGAUGCCUGCUACUGGGAGUGCGUCAAGCUGCGCUGCAAGUACAUCAAGUGCACGGCGCGCGUGGUGACCAAGUCGAAUCAGAUCUCGGCGCUGCGGGGCCAGCACAAUCAUCCCUAAAAUGAGCGUGUGUCCAAAAAGAAAAUACCAAGAAUCGAAUAAAUAUGAUUUGCGUUUAACUUAAACAAAUA
Drosophila virilis is the source of this 380-nucleotide messenger RNA. RefSeq names its product pre-mod(mdg4)-Y (gene pre-mod(mdg4)-Y). The record is from RefSeq and is a predicted model, not a curated record. NCBI's taxonomy places the organism in Eukaryota, Metazoa, Arthropoda, Insecta, Diptera, Drosophilidae.